AUGGAAAAUGAAAAUGAAGAGUCUUAUAAAUGGUUUUUAAAAACAUUUUGUAAUAGGGUAUAUGAUAUCUAUAGUUGUCUUUCAAGUGUGUUCAUGUCAGAUAGAGAUAAAGCACUCUGUAAUGCUUCUGAAAAAUUUUUUCCAGAAACAGAUAAAAUGUUAUAUAUUUGGCAUUUGGUAGAGCAAAAUCUCAAAACAAAUUGUUGUAAGCUUUUUGAGAAUGAUGAUGAUUAUUUAGAGUUUAAAAAAGCAGUUGAGACAUUACAAUUGGCAUUUGAUGAAGAAUAUAUAAAAGUAGUGAUAAAGUCUAUUACUAAUGCUGCAAAAAAAGCAUAUAAUUCAAAAAAGCCUGUGACAUAUAUUAAAACUUUAAUGGAAGAUUCUAAAUUAUAG
Messenger RNA from Cetraspora pellucida, 393 nucleotides. Lineage: Eukaryota; Fungi; Glomeromycota; Glomeromycetes; Diversisporales; Gigasporaceae. The record is from the annotation of a GenBank genome assembly.